AUGGACGCUUUUGAUGCGAUUCCAGAUCCUGUGGUCAUCGACAUUUUGAACAAAGUCGGUGACGUCAAAACUCUAAUACGGUGUCGUUCCGUCUCGAAACGAUUCAACUCGUUAGCAACUCAGUCUGACUCGCUUCUUCUCCAACUCGAUCAGAUCCUCGGAACCACCACCACCACCGAUUCCGACUCCGAGAUCGAUUCUCCGAUCUCUAACUUCUUCCGAUCUCUAUUCAAAUCCAUCCACGGUCUCUUACCUCCUAUCUUCUCGAAAUCCGUUAACCCGGACCAAAUCCUGACCCGAUCUCCGAAAACUCCGGCUCAGAUUCUCUCCCGAUUUGAACGGAUCCGGAAUCUGGAGGUUGAGUUAUACGGCGGAGAUGUCAAGCUCGAGAAAGGCGCCGCUGUGAAGUGGAAAGCUGAGUUCGGUGAAACCUUAAAGAGCUGCGUCAUCGUCGCUUACCGUUCCGCGACUGUUAAUACGACGGCAUCUUCCGCCGUCGACGGUGGUGUUACUGGUGUAGAGUCAGAUUCAGAGUUCGUUUGUGGAUUGAAGACGCGCGUGGUGUGGACGAUAAGCGCGUUAAUGGCUGCUUCGACUCGUCAUUACUUGAUGAAGGAUUUGGUGAAAGAUCACAAGGAGAUGGAGAAAUUGACUGUGAUUGACAGAGAAGGUGAAGGUACGGUGGUGAUGAACGCGGCGGGGAUGAAAGAGUACAGAGAGACGGCGGCGCGUGAGAUUGAGAAAGGAGUAGAGCGCGUGAGAGAACGCACGGUGGUUCCUAGCGUGAGAAUGAGUAUGAGACACGCGCCGUCGUUGAAGCUGAAAAGCGGGAUUUGUCUCGAAGCCGCCACGCUCGUUAUCGUAAGACCGACCGGUGUUGUUUCCGAUGACGAUGAUGUUGAGCUGGCGACGGAAGCUUUUGCCGGAGACGGCGGAGAGUGUAUGUACGGUGAAGCCGUUACGGCGUUGCUUAAGCGUAGGAGAAAUGUGUUGGAGAUGAAUUCUUUCUGA
This is a messenger RNA of Arabis nemorensis, 1011 nucleotides long. The record is from the annotation of a GenBank genome assembly. NCBI's taxonomy places the organism in Eukaryota, Viridiplantae, Streptophyta, Magnoliopsida, Brassicales, Brassicaceae.